Drosophila ananassae is the source of this 1644-nucleotide messenger RNA. Its product is annotated as UDP-glycosyltransferase UGT5-like. NCBI's taxonomy places the organism in Eukaryota, Metazoa, Arthropoda, Insecta, Diptera, Drosophilidae. The coding region runs from base 45 to 1631 and encodes 528 amino acids. The record is from RefSeq and is a predicted model, not a curated record. Gene Ontology annotation, molecular function: UDP-glycosyltransferase activity. The transcript has 2 exons.
AUUUAAGUGUAUAACUUCGUCAUGAGCAGACGAAUACCGUGAAAAUGCGCCUCGGUAGUGCUUGGUUGGUGGUCAGUUUGUGGCUGUUUUCAAAUUUUCACCACCCACAAGCAGCCGAUAUCUUGGGAAUUUUUCCAUACUGCCAACCAUCACCUUUUCAGGUGGUGCGGCCUUAUUUGAUUGCUCUAAGGAACAGAGGACACAAAAUAACAGUGAUCACUCCAAUGGAAAUGUUGGAUGAGAUUGAGGGAAUCGAGCAAAUAGAAGUUCCCAUGCUCAAUAGGCGCAUACAAGAUGUGGUUGAUUUUGAUCUUUUCGACGACUUUUUUAUUAACAAAUGGUCGGAAUCAUUGAUGGCCUCCACUAUAUAUAGGAACAUGUCGCUAGCCAUCCUUCAGGACUUUUCUGUUCAACGAAUGUUAAGCGAUAAGAACGUCCGAUUUGACAUGGUCAUUUUGGAGCCAAGCCACAUGGAUGCCAUAUACGGCUUUGCAGAAUUUUACAAUGCUACAUUGAUGGGAUUUUCCUCAGUGUACACAGAUUGGUACACCGAGUUUCUUGCUGGAAAUUCCGCUCCGAGUGUUUACGAUCCGAUCUCUCCCAUCGGAUACUCUCUGGACAACUCUCUGAUGAGCAUGUUUUGCAACUGGGUAUAUAUCACAGAAGAGAUUCUGCUGGAUCGCUUGAUAUACAGACCAUCACAGCUAAGCAUCUUUAAAGAGGUUUUUGGCUAUUCGGCAAAAAAAUUGGACGACCUGCGCUCUAGCUUCUCAGUGAUAUUAAUCAAUAAUCAUUUUAGCAUGGGACGGGUUCGGGCCAAUGUCCCCAAUGUCAUCGAGGUGGGAGGAAUUCAUCUCAUCGAGCCCCCAAAGCCUUGUGACGAGGACUUGCAACGGUUUUUGGACGAGGCUGAGUACGGGGUCAUAUACUUUUCGAUGGGAGUGGACAUUAUGGUAAAAUACUUGCCACUCGAUAUCCAGCAACCAUUGCUGAAGAGUUUUGCUCAGUUGAAGCAGAAGGUCAUAUGGAAAAACGAACUGUCAACGAUUCCAAACAAGUCGGAUAACAUAUAUGUAAUGUCCAAGACACCCCAGAGGAGGAUUUUGGAGCACCCCAACGUGCGGCUGUUUAUCACUAUUGGAGGUAUCCUGAGUGUCACGGAGGCGAUUGAUAGCGGCGUGCCAAUGCUGGGACUGCCACUAUUCUUCGACCAAAUUGGAAAUAUGCAUCGAGUGCAGCAGGCCGGCAUGGCCAUGGUUCUAGACACCAACUCUUUGAGCGCAGAGUCUCUUACCAGCACUAUUCUGGAGCUGAUAGAAAACCCCAAAUAUGCCGCCAGGGCCAAGAAUAUGUCACAGAGCUUCAGAGACCGGCCGAUGAGUCCGCUGGAUACCGCAGUUUGGUGGACAGAGUACGCUCUUCGUCAUCCUGAUGUCAGACACAUAAGACUUAACGAGGAUGAUAUUUCAUUCAUGCGGUACUACAGGUUAGAGAGUUUGCUGUCCAUUGGUCUCCGUUUUGGAUUCAUUAUUGGAUUAGUAACCUUGUUGGCCUAUAAGUUAGUCCAAAAGUGUAAUCGUAAACAAGAGAGAGUACGAGUGUUUAGACUGAUAAGAUUGCCAAUAAAGUAAAGUAUAUCAAAAA